This is a messenger RNA of Acromyrmex echinatior (Panamanian leafcutter ant), 3301 nucleotides long. Its product is annotated as MAP kinase-interacting serine/threonine-protein kinase 1. The record is from RefSeq and is a predicted model, not a curated record. Gene Ontology annotation, biological process: protein phosphorylation. Gene Ontology annotation, molecular function: ATP binding; protein kinase activity. NCBI's taxonomy places the organism in Eukaryota, Metazoa, Arthropoda, Insecta, Hymenoptera, Formicidae.
GCGGACGUUCGUCAAGAUAGAAAAAAAAAAUCAAAAAAAAAAAAUCGUGCGAUCCUCGCGUGACGUACGUGGCGGUAGCGUGAAAUGUCACCAUAUUCUUUCGUGAUUUCGGAAGAAAUAUUCGCGAAGAAGUUGCGUCGCGGGCCUCACGCCAAGAAACCUCGCGGUUUGCGUCAUUCUGCGGCGGAGCCGUUGUCUGAGAACCACGUUGCCUACGUGACUCGCAGGGCGUCGACGGAGCCUCGUGAUUCGCCGGCGGAUGGUGGCGAGAGAGAGAGAGAGAGAGAGAGAAAGAGAGAAGGAGGGAGAAGGAGAAAGAGAGAGAGAGAAUCCACGCUAUCCGCGGUGGGCGGUGAGACGGGUGGCGGAGUGUUAGUAAGCAGGAGCCGGCCAUCUUGUCGAGCUCAGUCGGAAACCAACUGCCGAGCAGUGAGGGACGGUGAUGUGGAAGAGAGGCCAGAUGUGUUAGACGAGGGGUUUUUAAUGCGCUUCCGAGCCCGAUUGCCGCUACGUGCGAGAGGCUGUGCGAUAGCGACGACGGAGCCACGACGACCAUCGCGGGGCUUUCGCGAGCGAAAAGGCCCGGUACAUCCGGUUAAAAACCUUCAGCUGGGCGGGAGCUGCGGAGGAGCGGAGAGAGGCGGAGGAAGCGGCGGCGGCGGCGGCGGCGGAGGAAGAGGAGGAGGAAGAGGAGGAAGAGGAGGAGGCAGCGGCAGCGAAGAGCAGGUCGCGGAGAAGGUUCUGGCGAGAGGCUGACACCGAGCUUAGCUUCUCAUCAGCGGAAGGGCUUGGCCUGCUCGGUUGCGAGAAAAGGAAGACACACCGGCGAACAAGAUCGACGCCGAGGGCGAGAGACAAAGAGAGAGAGAGAGAGAGACAGAGAGAAAGAGUGAGAGCAGAGGAUGACCGACCGAGAGAAAGUGCGGUGUCAAAGUCUGUGAUAGUAUUUAUUGAAAAAAACAACAACAUCGUUAUCAGUAGCAGCACCUGUGGACGUGUCAUCUUCGUGAAAAAAAGAGGACGAGCAAUUGCGGAGGAGAUAUAUAUAUAUAUAUACAUUAGCGAGAGAGAGAGAGAGAGAGAGAGAGAUAGAGGGAUAGGCUUUAUAUAUUUAUUUACAUCUGUGAUAUCGACGCUGAUAUACAUCAACCUUCUUCGCGAAAAAAAGGAAUCGAAGAGGAGCGAAAGAGAGAGAGGGAGAGAGCGAGAGGCGAGUGACGUGAGAUUGAGAGAGAGAGAGAGAGAGAGUGAGUGAAAGAGAGAGAGAGAGAGAGAGAGAGAGAGAGAGAAAUAUCGCUCCGAAGAAAGAUUAUAUCAGUUUCUUAGUGGAUAGGGUUUUUUGUAUAUACGACUGACUCUUUUUUAUAAUUAUUACUAUCGGUGCGAGGAGCGGAGAACACGCGCUCGAACAAGAUCUCUCGACAGUGGUGAACCAGAAAAUUCUCCGGUCUUUCCCGAACGAUCGUUUCGCAAAGGCGACGAGAGUACGCGAGAGAGGAAACAUGGUGGAGAAGAUUCUGGAGGAACGAGAAGACGGCACUCAAGAGGCCGGACGAGGCGAUGGGACUUGCCGGGAUGUAGCUUCGACAGGAGAAUCUAUGAGCGCGGUGCAGGCUCGUCAGGAGGAGGCGAGACGCAAGAGGCGCAGGAAGAGACGCUCCGGCUCCUCUGUGGUGUCCUCCUGCUUCCAAGAACUGUACAAAUUGACUGGAGAAGUUCUUGGGGAGGGUGCCUACGCCUCGGUCCAGACCUGUACAUCUCUUUACACGGACCUCGAAUAUGCUGUGAAGAUCAUUGACAAGAUCCCCGGACACGCGCGUGCCAGGGUGUUUAAGGAAGUCGAAACGUUUCACCAUUGCCAGGGCCAUCCGAACAUCAUACAGCUAAUCGAGUUCUUUGAGGACGAGGAAAAAUUCUAUCUUGUGUUUGAGAAGAUCAACGGUGGCCAGCUAUUGAACAGGAUUCAGGAACGGAUUCACUUCACUGAGAGGGAGGCGAGCCAGAUUGUCAAAGAGAUUGCGAGUGCGCUUGACUUCCUUCAUAAGAAAGGUAUUGCUCAUAGAGAUCUCAAGCCCGAGAACCUCCUGUGCGUAUAUCCGGACAAGUUGACGCCAAUCAAGGUAUGUGACUUCGAUCUUGGAUCGGGUAUCAAGUUCAACAACUCGCUGUCUAGUCCUGUGGCAACGCCGCAACUUUUGACACCGGUGGGCAGCGCCGAGUUUAUGGCGCCGGAAGUGGUUGAGGCUUUCAUCGGCGAGGCCAAUUAUUACGACAAACGUUGCGAUCUCUGGAGUCUCGGUGUUAUUAUGUACAUUCUGCUCUGCGGUUAUCCGCCCUUCUAUGGAAACUGCGGCACCGAUUGCGGUUGGAGUAGGGGAGAAAAUUGUCAGGCCUGUCAAGAGUUGCUCUUCACCAGUAUUCAGGAGGGCAGAUACGAGUUUCCCGACAAGGAGUGGAGAUGCAUCUCCGAGGAUGCGAAAGAUUUGAUCAGAGGCUUGCUCGUUAAGGAGGCCCACCAGAGGCUCAGCGCCGAUAGUAUUUUGAAACAUCCCUGGAUUAAUCCCGGGCCGACCUCCGUCGAAACUGGUGAUCGAUCACUUACCACGCCUCAUAUCAUAAGGAGGAACAACUCCGCUAGAGAACUCUCAGCAUUCGCUGAAUCCGCAAUGGCUGUGAAUCGCGUGGUACUUCAACAUUUCUCUCUAAAUCUCGAGGAGCUGGCGGAGAACCGGGAGCCCAGACUAUCCACAUCGUCAACCGAUGACGAUAAUCAUCCGUACGGUCACAUGUCCGAUUCCAGCAGCGAAUUAUCUGAGAACAGCAAGCACUUGACGACGCAUUCAUCCAGCGAGUUUGAUGGCACGCGACCAAAAUCCUGCUCUGUACGCUCCAGCGUUGAUUUGAACGAUCCCAAAAUCAUCGGAAAGAAUCGCGUCAUCGGUAAGGACUCGCUGCAGAAUUGGUUUGGGCUAUCACCGCCGACCGAGAGUCGUCUGAUGCAACGCCGUUUGAAGGCACGCUCAGACCUGCUCGAACGUCAAACCGGCAAAGCGGUAAUUGCGUCUCCGAGUGGCUGAGAGGUCGCUGUAGAACCGAUCACUUUUUCUCGCUACAGUAUCACUUGUCUCUUUGUAGCUACGUGAAAACGCAAACGAUGUACAAUACCUUUUCCAAUGGCUUAGGAAGCUAAUGUAGCAUGUAAGUCGAGUCUCUGAUUCUGCGCGGAUAAUGAGAACAGGCUCAAUCAUUUACGAUAGUGACGACAGCGAUAAUAAUCGAAAAGUAUUCGCCGCGAAAAUAA